This is a messenger RNA of Solanum stenotomum, 1766 nucleotides long. RefSeq lists its product as uncharacterized. The record is from RefSeq and is a predicted model, not a curated record. Gene Ontology annotation, cellular component: CCR4-NOT complex; P-body; CCR4-NOT core complex. Gene Ontology annotation, biological process: mRNA catabolic process; negative regulation of translation. The transcript has 11 exons. Bases 491 to 1447 code for a protein of 318 amino acids. NCBI's taxonomy places the organism in Eukaryota, Viridiplantae, Streptophyta, Magnoliopsida, Solanales, Solanaceae.
GGAAUUUGUGAUAACAGUGCAACAGGAGGAGGAGAUGGAGUUCUAUGGAGGAAUGAUAAAAGCACCAAAGGUUCUUGCAGACAUUGUGGAGUCGGUAAUGGGGGCUGUAUAUUUGGAUUGUGGCUUUGAUGUGAAUGCUGUCUGGGUGAGUAGAGAAAGAGAUAGGUCCUGCUCAUGAUAGGAGGUUUAUAUGCUCUGUGCAAAUUAUAAUUGCUGAAGGCAUGCUUUUUGUGAUGGGGGAUGAAAAGUCAGGAGUAAAAGAUGCAGAGAAUUCUGCAGCUUUAGCAACUAUCCGGAGUUUGCAGGAAUCAAAGUUCAGUUGAUUUAUACAUAGUUCCACAUUCCAAUUCCAGGAUGAAGCAGGUAGCAGGGUUCGUUUCAACUUGGAAAUAUAUCUUACUCAGUUUGGGAACAGAAGAAAGAGGAGAGAAAAUAAAGUAGGUAAAGCGAAAGGAAGAAAAAGAUAAAAGCAUUCGAUUAAGGCUUUAGAAUGGCAAACUUACCUCAGUCUCUCUCAGUCGGUGUCAGCAGUUUCAGAGGAAGAGGUGGUAUGUCAUCAUCGUCUUCUAGUGCCGGAGCACCGGUCAAUAAGGAUCGCAAAAUGCAAUCUGCUGAACAACUUGUGCUUGAUCUCUCCAAUCCUAAUCUUCGUGAAAAUGCUCUUCUAGAACUUUCCAAGAAGAGGGAACUUUUCCAGGAUUUGCCCCCCUUAUUAUGGCACUCGUUUGGUACUAUCUCUGUAUUUCUACAGGAGAUAGUUUCUAUCUACCCUGUUUUGUCACCGCCAAACCUGACUCUUGCACAAUCCAAUAGAGUUUGUAAUGUACUAGCACUUCUUCAGUGUGUAGCCUCUCACCCUGACACCAGAUUGUUGUUACUCAAUGCAUAUAUUCCUUUGUAUCUGUACCCCUUUCUUAAUACAACAAGCAAGUCAACACCAUUUGAAUAUUUGAGGCUUACAAGCUUAGGUGUUAUUGGUGCCCUUGUGAAGGUAGACAACACUGAAGUUAUCAGUUUUCUUGUUUCGACAGAGAUAGUUCCUCGGUGCUUGUGCACGAUGGAGAUGGGGAGUGAACUAUCAAAAACAGUUGCAACUUUCAUUGUGGAAAAAAUCCUUCUAGAUGAUGUGGGUCUGAAUUACAUCUGUACCACAUCGGAUAGGUUUUUUGAACUAGCUCAAGUUUUAGGGAAUAUGGUCGGUGCACUUGCUGAGCAGCCUUCAUCAAGAUUGCUGAAACACAUAAUCAGGUGCUAUCUUCGUUUAUCAGAUGAGCCAAGGGCUUGUCAGGCACUGAAAAUUUGUCUUCCUGAUAUGCUUAGAGAUGACACCUUCAGCAGUUGUCUUCGUGAGGAUCCAAUAAUGAGAAGGUGGCUGCAACAAUUGCUCCUUAACGUUAAUGGGAAUCGGGUUGCUCUACAAGCUGGAGGAUUUGAUCAUAUGCCGUGAACUGGAUUCAUACAAAUGGGACUUAAAUUAUGGGUGCAUUUUUAGGAAUGCAUUUCUGUACUCAUUGGGCGUGGAAUUUGAUGGAGUAUUUAAGGUGCAUACUUGGGAAUGCAUUUCUGCACUCAUAUUUAUUUAUGUAGUGCAUUAUGUGAAUUGUUAUGAAGAUUAUUAUUAGGAGAUUAAGACUAUUAUUGAACCUUUAUUAAGCCUGUCUAUUUAGUUUUUUCACUCGGUAUCUAAAUUCAGAUUCGUGCGAUUUUGAGCCUUUCUGGUUAAGUACGCAAGAAUACUUAUCAUUGUGUGUGUUUGGAAUGAAAGA